AUGAGUUUCAAGUACUUCACAGAUGACAUCAUUGAACAAUUUGCUGGCACAGGGAGUAUAGAAAUUUUUGAGGCUUUGGACUCGUAUGAAACAUCCAAUCCAGAGGCCGAGGAAGAAGUUGUUCUUCUAUUCACUGAAAUGGUCCUAUCAUUUGAGGAAGGGACAUUGAAAAUGGAACACAUUGUUGACUUCCUAAGUCAAUCGAUCAAGAGUGAUGAUGUGGCAAGAUUGUUCUGUCAGGUGUUGAAUUCAUUCCCCGUCACUGAAAAUACGCGGACCUUGUUAACAACGCUUAGCAGGAACGAAAAUGUGAUAAAAUCACACACAAUUUCUUUGUAUAUUAGCUCAGACUUUAUCAAGGAGACGGAUAUUGUGCCAAGUAAAAUGUUAUCGAAGUCAUUAAAUACCAAGUUGAGAGACAAAUUGUAUACACAGAAGAAAUACAAUUUAUUGCAUGAAGAGAUUGAAGGAUAUUCAAAAUUCAUCGUGGAAAUACAUGACAUACUUGCAGGCAAUGAUGCCGAAUUUCAAGUUAAUUACGCUUUGCAAGUUAUCGAAAAAUUGGUGGGUCACUACAGCCUUGAUCCAAACAGAUGCUUGGAUAUUUUGUUUGGAAUACUCUCCGAAGUUGUGGUGGGGAAGAUCGAUCCAGUUGUAGAAUUAUUGAAAAAGAGUCGAUGGUGGCCAGCACAUGAAAGUGACAACUCAUCAAUGACUUCAUUGUCCAUUGGUGGAAGUGCAAUUGCUGCGAAAAUAAUAGGAUUGAAGAUAUUGAACUAUCCCAAAGGCAAAGAUUUGCCCGAGCUGUUCAAAAUUUUAGUAACUAUAUUAAUUAAAGAAGGAUGCAUAAGCUUUGGGUCUGUCUAUAAGUAUAUGCGGCCCGACGAGGAAGCUAUGAAGGAAUUGGAAGUUAAAUAUAAUUCAAAAUUAGAAGCAGAAGUAUUGAAAGCUGGUGCCAAUGCUUUAGCACUAGCUGCCCCUCUUGCUGAUGACGAGGAUGAAAAUGGAAAGGGCAACAAGCGAUCAAGCACUCCGGUUGGAGAUAAGACUGAUUUACAACUACAAGCCAAUUACAAAUACCAAUUUUUGAAGGCUUUUCUCAGCAAUGGACUUUACUGGCCCUCGAUAUACAUUUUAACCGAGUACCCUUUUUUUGCAGAUAUUGAUGACGAGAUACCGCAGCUCUUAAACAGAAUGUUUGAGGGCAUGAUUGAUCCACUAUACAAGCACGUUUCUCAACUUGGAUCUGAAGAGCUUAGCCAUUUGCAAGCUGCCAAAGGAACGCACUACCCCCGUCCCGGUAACAAUGUAGCUGUUGAAUCUUUUAAGGCUUCUGAUUUUUAUAGUUUUAGGCCACUAAAAAGAUCUCAUUCACAUAGAAGAUGGCAUUACUUUUAUCAAAAUUGGACUUCGGGGUUGCCUAGAGUUGAAGAUUUUGCUUCUUUAAGCAAAGUUUCUCGGGAAAUUUUAAAGUUUAUUGGACCUAAAUUGUCUCAAAAUGUUGAGUUGUUUAUUAAAUUGUGUGACAUUGUUCAUUCAUUCCAGUUGCAAGAAGGGUUGAAGGAGGACAUAUUUCACUAUUUCAGAAACUAUAUAUUCCCACUGAUGCCGCUUAUAAAGGAAAAUUCGAUUGCAAUAGAUAGAGCCUAUUUGAUUUUGGCUGCUUAUCCUGCCGAAGAUCGGUUCAGUGUUUACGGCGAAUUGUACAACAAUUUGAGAAAGAACAACACAUUAAUCAAGAUUGCGUACAGCACUGCGGAAAAGGCAACGAAGGACGUCUUGAAGAGAUUGUCAAAGGAAAAUGUUCGUCCCAUGAUGAGAAGAUUGGCUAAGAUUAGUUUCUCGAACCCUCUUCCUUGUCUAUUGACAAUCUUGCAACAAAUUGAGAGUUAUGAUAAUUUGAAUAGUUUGGUUGUUGAGACAGCUAGGUACUUUAACAGUUAUGGUUGGGACAAUUUGACUAUUGCUAUUUUAAUUAGGCUUAGUUCUGAUCGGAGAACAGUUCACGAUAAUGGAAUGGGAGAACGACAGUGGCUCCAGUCUCUCGCGUCUUUUGUUGGUAAGAUAUGUCAAAAAUAUCAAAAAGCUAUCGACACCGAAAGGAUACUACUUUACUUGCUUAAAACAUUCUACUCUGGAGACAGAGCGGGCCUACUAGUCUUGAAAGAAAUGCUUAUCUCAAUGGGUGGUAUUCAAGCCACAUCAGACUUGACUCUUCGUCAAAUUGAUAUGAUCAACUGCGGGUCCUCUUUACAAAAAGUCGUUUAUCGAACUAUUGACGACUUGAGGUACGACAGAAUUGACUCAGGAACACACUUGUUGAAGUGUAUUCUCGACUUGGAUGCAGUAAAUGAAUUUGUUAUCCUACUUUGCUCAAUGUACAAUGACUUAGUCUUUGAUGCGGAUGAAAAUCAGCUAAAAGUGUUGGCCAAUAGAGUUGAUGAUUUAGUAUCGGUGAUUAAGCUCUUUGUCACCUUGGUUUGUUUCUUUGGUGAUGGAAAUGUCGAAGUAAUGCCCAUUACAGAGUUGCAUAAAAAGUACAAUGUACCCAUUGAGUGGGGGUUUGAUUUAUGGAGACCAAAAAAGAACGCGUUUGAUGUUUUGGAAACUCAGGGGUCGGAGUUGUGUCCACUAGGUCUUUCGUCUACCUUGUACACUAUAUUCUGGUGUUUAAGCUUAAAAGAUGUUAAUUUUUCCGAUCUGGUGUAUAAUGAAGAAUUGAGCAAGCUAGAGUCUAGUAUCAAAGGAUUACGAGAUGCAAUCAAUAUCAACUCAAGAGACAAAGACUUUCCUAGGGCCACCAUUGAGAACUACAUGAAAGAUAUAGAGGCAAACGAGGUGUUCAUUAAAGAGCUACCAUCAGACAAACAGAAACAUAAGGACUUGAAUGAAGCUACUGACAAAAAGAUUCACGAAACGUCACUGGAGUGGUUCGCCUCAGAUAUUCCUGCAACAAACGAAAUCUUUAUCAAAACAUGCGUAAUUCCAAGAGCAAUCCAUUCUUCAUUUGAUGCAGUGUUUUCAGCAAGAUUUGUUUUCAAAUUGCAAGAACUAGGAGUUGAAAAUUACUCUGUAUUUGAUGUCUUGGAAGGAUUGACCAAGUCUGAGUCUCUAUCGUCGAACUUAUUCUCCUGCACGCCAUCAGAAGCCGAGAAUCUAGGAUUCUUCUUUGCCUAUGUGUUGAAACGAUUGCUGGAAUUCACUGAUGAAGAAAAGGUCAAAGAGUUGCAUGUGGAUGAUUUUGAAAAAUACCGGAAAUGGGUGUAUGAUUAUCAUAAAAUCAUUUUAACUGAGGUAGAAGCUGCAUUAGAGACGAGCGAGUACAUGUCACGAAAUAACACAAUCACAUUCUUGAAGAACUUGCUUGGUGUGUAUCCCGUGGUUGAAGAUCAUUGCGAAACAAUGUUGUAUUUGAUUGAAAAGGUUUACACUGAAGAGGACAAGGAGGACAUCAAGUUAUCUUCUGGAGCACUACUCAAUCACCUCAAAUCCCGAGCUAAGCAAUGGGUACCUAUAUGGGACUUUAUAUCUAUUAGCGAAGAAGAAAAACGAGAAUUAAUUGAGAAGAAGGAGCAGCUUGAGAAGGAGAAAAUGGAAGUUGAGAGGUUAGCAAAGUUGGAGGUUGAGAGAAUUGAGAAUGAAAAGAGAGAAGCCAAAUUGAAUGAAGAAAAGUUGGCAAAAGAAGAAGAGCUUAAGAUGAAACUCAAGAAAAUCAACUAUGGCUCACAACUGAGGCCCGCUAGUAGGGCAUCUGGUCGAAUGGUUGAAUCAAAACCCCAGGGUCGAUAUGAUGAAUAUCAAAGAAACAAUGAAGACAAAAUGGAUAUUGAUGGUAAAAAAGAAAAAACAGAGGUUGUAAAUGGAGGCCCCAAAAAGAAGUCAGGAUCAAUAGUGAACGAAGAACCAACUCAAAAGGACAACCAACCUGAUCAAACUAAUUCAACUGAAGAUGUUAUCAUGAAAGACCCAAAAGAACAAGAUGACGAUGAUGGCCACGAGGCGAAAAAGUAUAGAAAAGCUGACGACGCAACUAAAGAUAAUAAACCUGAUGAUGUCAGCAGCACACAGAAUCCCAAUCCUAAAGUGGAAAAGACGGAUAUCCUCCAAACAACAACACAGGCACAGGAGGUUGUACCUGAACCAAAAUCCAAGGCAAAUGAUGUAUCCAAGAGACAGCCUCUCCCACCACAAAGCGAACUUACUAAAAGUUCAGAGUCUGAAGUUUCCCCUAUAAAUAGAAGGGUUCCGCUACCACCACAAGAAAAAGUUUUAACUAAUGAUGUCCGAUCACCUCGGUUUGGAUCACGAGGAUCAGCAGAACGAGGAUACGGUCUGGGUCCUCGAAGGUUUGGUGAAAGUUUCAAUCUUUCGGCGCCUCCACCACCACCACCACCUCCUGUAGCUCAAUCUCGCUCAAACUUUGGUCCUACUCGUGCAUCUAUUGGCGAACGAGAUCAGCGUGGUUCGGGUACAAGGCCAUAUUCAACUUAUGACAAUAGACGCGGUAGAGGGUUGGAUAGUCGACCAUCGAAUAGCCAACGUAACGGAUCUGAUAACUUUAAUGCUAACCGUCAUGAUCUGAGGCCACCAAGAAAUUCUAAUGAUGGGAACGGACCCGGUGGUGCCUCAUAUGAAAACAGUAACAAGAGAAGAGCAGAAGGGCAAGGUAAUAGAGGGUACGAAAAGAGACACAAGUAUUAG
This is a messenger RNA of Lodderomyces margitis, 4701 nucleotides long. RefSeq lists its product as uncharacterized. Lineage: Eukaryota; Fungi; Ascomycota; Pichiomycetes; Serinales; Debaryomycetaceae. The coding region runs from base 1 to 4701 and encodes 1566 amino acids. The transcript has a single exon. Gene Ontology annotation, biological process: mRNA export from nucleus; mRNA processing. Gene Ontology annotation, molecular function: mRNA binding. Gene Ontology annotation, cellular component: THO complex part of transcription export complex. The record is from RefSeq and is a predicted model, not a curated record.